Closterium sp. NIES-67 is the source of this 4300-nucleotide messenger RNA. Lineage: Eukaryota; Viridiplantae; Streptophyta; Zygnematophyceae; Desmidiales; Closteriaceae. The record is from the annotation of a GenBank genome assembly.
GCCCCGUGCUUUUGCUCACUGAUGGUUCAGCUCAGCGUCCUGGCCGCGGCGCAAGAAUCAAUCAACCCUGCCCUCGUCUCUCAUAGCACAUUGUGGACUGACAUCCCUGAAUCAAUCAACCCCGACAGUUUGUUCUCAUCCAUCACAGACAUAACAACAGCCGGACAUCUUUCUAAAAGCUACAGACGCGCGUCGUGUCGCUAGGAGCGAAAGAUUCAUCGUGUUUGAGCCGAUAGGUUUCCUCAGUUCUCCUCCCCGCAAUGGCCCUUGAUCUCCGCAAGUCCAUCACCAAUGCUCGACUCGCCGACUCAGCUUCCCUCGAACCUUCCGACAAAGCCUUUUCUCUCUCCCGCCUGCUCUCGCCACGUGGCGGCAUUCCCCGCUCCUCCUUUUCUCGCGGAAAUGCCGGAAGCGACGUCAAGACGAGACUCCCUCCAUUGGGAAGCUCCUCCUUGCCGCUCAAUGCUCGGCCUGCUGCCGAACCUGCCGGGCUGCAUUCCGAAGCAGCAGGCGCAGGUUUCGGUGAAGCCGCCGGCGGUGGUUCGGAACCACCGCAUGCUAUAGCUUCGGCAAGGGUAGCGUCGGAGGUCGAAGGUUCGGAACAGCCGAAGCUGGUGCUGGAGGCGCGUUCAGGUCGCAUUGCGCACGUCAGCCGGGGGUUGUUGCGCGGCUUGGGUUACGCCAACGCUGAGGAUUUUGGCGAGAAAAGGUUGUACGAUUUGGCGGAUGGGCUCUACGAAGCUGAUUGGUCGAGGGCUGUCGAGGCGGCGACGAGCAGCAUGAGCGCUUCGGUGCGAGUACACUUCAAGCUGCUGAAAAGCGACAGAGCUGGCGAUCUCGUCGGCACGCGCGUCGCUCUGUCGCUGCGCGUCGCUGGCGACGACGAGAGCGUCGCAUGCGACGCAUCGCCGCCGGUGUUUCUCCUCGGCGAGGUUUCUCCAGCGCCGCCGCAGUCGUCGGCGCCGGCAGCGGGAGCGGCUAGCGGUUUCAGGGUUCGACGCGUGGAGGUGAUUAUGGAGGAUUCCCAGCCCUCGCUACAAGAUAAGACCGCGGAAGGUGCCGCCAUAGCCCUCCUAGCGGGAGAGGCUGCAGAACAGUCAAUGCCCGACGUCCCUCGAGAAUCCCGAGCUUCCAGUAUCACAGUUUGCGAUCGAGCUGGCGACAAGGAGCGAGAGAUGAGUCGCAUGGAUGGCGACUCCUGCGACAACUCUCUUGAGAGCUCGUCCACGUCAGCGGAGCCUCAAUCCACAUCACCGCAGGAGCAGAUGGUAUCACCGGGGUCGGAUUGGCAGGCGGGGAGCGAGACGAACAGCGAUUGGUCGAGAGAGAGCGAGUCGCAGCAGCAGCGUUUGAAACAAACCAUUGGGGGCACUGGGGCAGGGGAGUAUGGAGCAGAAAGCGCAGGGGGCGGAAGCCGUGCCUUGCGGAGCGGAAGCGCUCCCACUAGAAGGGGGUUCAAAGCGCCCCCGGGCUCCGCCACCCCCCCGCACGCUCUCUCCCGUCCCCCUCUCCCCUCCCGCGGCAACAGCGACGGGGGAAGCGGCUCGGGUCGGACGCACACCGGCGCCUGCUACCGUUCGGCGCGCAAGCCGCCUGUGCCACGUGUCAGUAGCACAGGCUCGAUGAAAUCGGUGCAUUCUUCGGGUUCGUUAAGGUCCGUGCCUUCUAAUAGUAUCUUGCAUUGUGAGGAGGGAGAGGAGGAGGAAGAGGAGGAGGAGGAGGAGGAGGAGGAGAGUAAGUUGGAGAUAGACGAGGAAGGGUUGGCAUUAGCAAUGAGAGCAGACGACGACGAUAACGAUGCGGCGUUUAACGAGGAUUCCCCUAGAGAACCGGACGAAGCCGACCUCUCGUCCCAAAUCGCCCCUCUAGAGGAUAUCGAGGACGACUUUGAAGAGGACGACGACGAGGAAGCUUAUAUGGGGGUUGGCAGGGACGCGGAGAGUGAUUCAAUCGCUCGGCAGAUCUCGGACGUCCGUGAUCGGCUUGCAGCGCGGAGAUCGUGCCACCUGGCGCGGGGCGGGCGCGAGAUGGAUGCGGAGGCGAUAUCGGACGGCGACGAGGAGGAAGAGUCGUGGGAGCGCGUGAAGCAGCGCUGGGCUGCGCAACAGCAGCGCCUGCAGCGGCGGGAGCAGCAGCAGGUGGAGCAGGCGGUGCUGGCGGCGCGGGAGAGGGGACGGGAAAGAGAGAGGGAGAGGGAUAGGGAGCGCGCGGCUAGGGGGGAGGAGGGGAAAAAGAGGGCGUUUGGGAAGUGGGUGGGCGGGGUUUGGGCGGGAGACGCGGGGGGCGGGGGAGGUGCAGAAGGGGAGGGAGGGGGAGGACGGGAGGGGGUGGGGAGGAAGAGUGAGAGGAGCGACAGCCCUGCCAGCAGAGCGCUUCGCAUGAGUAUGAGCAUGGGGAGAAGGGAGUCCCCUGCCGCUCCUGCUGCCGCUAGUUGCAGGCAAACCAACGAUGAGGCAAGGGCAGGCGACGUAGGGAGGGCGCGAGAGAGGGAGAGCGAGAGAGCGGGUCCGGCCCUAAGUAAGGCUAUGAGCUUUGGAAGAGUGGCCUUCUCUCUUGCUUCCCCUUCUAUGAGGGAGUUGAAGGGGUCCAGCAGGUUCGGGAGUGCCGAGCCAGGGGACUGGAGUGAGGAUCGGCGGGUGGCCUAUAGUCGGUUUGCGGAGGAGAAUGGGGCGGGCGGGGCGGAAAGGGGGCAGCGAGGGAAAGAGAAGGAGAAAGAGGAGGAGGAGGAGUUCUGCUGGCUGGGCUCUCCUGUCAGAGGAGACAAGGAAGAGCGUUUGAGCGUAGGUUUGGGGGGGAUAGCUGUUGGCGCCGGUACCGAAGAUUAUGACUUAGCUGCUCGCGCCACCAGCAGCACCAGCAGUAUUCGUGGCAAAAUGAACCUAUCUCUCGCGCCUCUAAACGUCGACUCGGACCCAGCAACUGGAGCCAGCCCCGCUUCUCCGUCCGUCUAUGCCAUUCCCUCCCGCCCGCUCCCUUCCCUCAUCGCCCGCUCUGUCUCCUCAGACGACAGCCGCUCCCUGCGCAAGCAACGCUCCGAGCCCAAGCGCGACCUCAACAGCAUUCCAGCUCCCCAGUGCAACUCUGUGGACCCCUAUGCUUUCCCUGACGGCCCGCAGCAGCGCGUGGCCGAGGCAUCGACCCCCGGCAGGCGCCUAUUCAGCGUUCUGAGCCACAGAGGAGUGGUCGGCGCUGCUAAGAAGGCUCUUGAAGCAGUCAGCUCCCCUCGCCGGCCCCACACUUCAAUCUUUGCUUCUGCCUCUGCAGAAUGUGCUUCUACUAGCUCAGAUGCUGCUGAUGGUGCCGCUGCUGCUGCGGGCAGGAGUGGAGGGGGGGGGGGGUCUCUGAGUGCUUCCCCUAGGUGCUUCUCCUCCUCGCGCCCGUCGUCUCUCCGCCCCUCAGCCUCCCAUGAUAGCUAUGCUUUUGCCUCUUCCUCCCGCCUCGCCUCGUCAUCAUCUCAGCCCAGAGUACCGCGCUCCUCCUCCCUGGAAAUCCCAGUGUCGGCUGGGGUGCCGAGGAGCGUGUCGCAGGAUAGCGGCCCUGGCAGCAGCAGUGGCGGCUUCCCCUCGCGCCGUCGCAGCCUGCUUGCACCGUCCUCUUUUAGGGAGGAUGGAGGCAGCUACAAGGAAAGCUGCAGGUUGAGGCAUGGGGCAAUGGGUGAUGUGAAUGGUGUGGACGAUGCAUUUGUGGAGGGGGCGAAUCAGCAGGUGCUUACACUGCAGAAAGUAGGUGGUGUUUUGGGGGGGUUAGGGGGGUGUGCGGUAGAGUGUAGGACUGUUGGGAUGGAUGGUCGGAGGGAGGAUGUCGGGUCCGCACUGACACCCAAGGGUCGCUGGGGAGCCUGGGCCGAGGAUGAGAAGUCUGGCGAUAUGGAUUGGUUUUGGUAGCAGGGGUUUUCUGAGCAUGCUGGACUAGAAUGGCUCAGAUUAAUGGCUGUAUUCAUGAUUGUAGGGGGUUAGCAAUGUCUUGGAAUAUUGAAAAAUAAGGUGUGUUGCAUGUGAAAGUUAUGACUAUGGUGUGUUAUUCUCAACAUUAUUGUUCCAUCAAAGUUUUCUUCCUGUCGUCCUAUCCGCCAAGGUGAAGCUUGUGAGGCUGCUGCGCUUUUGGUGCAACACACAACGUAUGUGAAGCGCACAUCAGAGUUACCUUGUGGAGGACAGUCUUAUUUCUUAGUCCAACCUGAGUGCAGCCUACCGACAAACCCGACGCAUUCCUCAGUUGGCCCAACAUGGGGUUACGACAGUGUUGGCCGUCACUACUAGCAGUUCUGGUAGUCCUAGUAGGGAUCACGUCAGCCUCCGCG